Molecule: messenger RNA, 1512 nt
Organism: Colletotrichum abscissum
Lineage: Eukaryota; Fungi; Ascomycota; Sordariomycetes; Glomerellales; Glomerellaceae
Product: histone acetyltransferase E
Exons: 2
Coding region: 1-1512 (503 amino acids)
Biological process (GO): positive regulation of transcription by RNA polymerase II; negative regulation of DNA-templated transcription
Cellular component (GO): MSL complex; chromatin
Molecular function (GO): histone H4K16 acetyltransferase activity; transcription coregulator activity
Source: RefSeq, a predicted model, not a curated record
AUGGCGGCACACGGCGCCAAUGGCGAGGCCUCUGUCGGCUCCAGUGAGCCCCGACAAAAGGGAAAGGCUACCCCGGAAACAAUCAGAGCAGGAUGCAUCGCCAUGGUCAAAAAAGAAGGCAUCCCCCGUCGAGCCGAGAUUCUUAGCAUCAAAGAAACGAAGAGCGGUCGCCAAUUUUACUGCAACUUUGACAAUUUCAACAAACGUCUCGACGAAUGGGUGCCGACGAUCCGAAUCGAUUUCGACCAAGAUGUCGAGUGGCCAUUACCCGACAAGGACAAACCGAAAGAUCCUAAGACGAAGAAAGGUGUUGCCACGUCAAAAAAUAAGGUCUCAAAGAAAUCCCAGAAGCGACCUUCGAAGAGGGAGCAAUCUGCGCCUUCAGAGGCCGCGACGCCGCACCCAUGGACCGAGUUCGUCGAGUCACAGAGCCGUAAGAUGACGCCGACGGCCGAGGAGAGCCAAAGCCAGACCCCGGCCACAGCUACGGGCGAUGCAACGGCCACCCCCGCAGCUGGAGGCGAUGAAAUGGAAAUUGACCUGGAGGAGGAGGUCCAGAAGAAAGAUUUACUCAGUGGCUUCAGCCGAGAAGACGAGAUCGAGAAGUUGAGGACACACGGCUCUAUGACGCAGAAUCCGGCCGAGAUCUCCCGAAUUCGAAAUAUCUCCAAGGUCCAGUUUGGAAAGCACGACUUGUUCCCAUGGUACUUUUCCCCAUACCCUGAGGUAUUCAACCAGGAAGAUGUUAUUUUCAUCUGCGAGUUUUGCCUCGGGUACUAUGGCGACGAAAAAUCCUUUGUUAGGCACAGGCACAAGUGUACUCUGCAGCACCCUCCUGGAAACGAGAUCUACCGCGACGAGUCUGUCUCUUUCUUUGAGAUUGACGGCAGACGACAGCGCACCUACUGCCGUAACCUGUGUCUCUUGUCCAAGAUGUUCCUUGACCACAAGACACUAUACUACGAUGUCGACCCCUUCUUGUUCUACGUCAUGACGAGUCGAAGCGAUAAGGGCUGCCACAUUAUCGGUUACUUUUCCAAAGAAAAGGAGAGCGCGGACGGAUACAACGUAGCUUGUAUUUUGACUCUGCCUCAGUACCAGCGCAAAGGUUAUGGUCGAUUGCUCAUUCAGUUCUCGUACGAACUAUCAAGGAUCGAAGGCAAGCUUGGUUCGCCAGAAAAGCCGCUUUCUGAUUUGGGUCUGCUGAGUUAUCGGCAAUACUGGGGUGAAAACAUCUUGGAUCUCAUUGUGGGUUACAAUGAGCGCGAUGAGAAGACUACGAUUGAAGCCAUCUCGACGGCUCUUGCCAUAAUUCCGCAGGACGUGGAGCACACCUUACAGGCGCUUAAGAUGCAGGUGUAUCAUAAGGGAGAGCACAAGAUCGUGAUUCCCGAGAAGCUGAUACAGCAGAGGGAGAAGCAGAAGGUGAAGCAGAAGCGAUUGAUUGACCCGAGCAAGAUCCAGUGGAAGCCACCAGUAUUUACGGCUUCUACGAGAACAUGGGGUUGGUAA